AUGUCGAAGGAAACCGCUACUAAAAUUGACCAUUUGAUCAACACCCAUAAGGUGUUUGUUGCUUCUAAGUCCUAUUGUCCCUACUGUCGCGCCACCAAGCAAUUUUUUUCUACCGUUUAUCCCGAUGCUUAUGUUAUUGAGUUAGAUGAAACGCCUGAUGGUGACGAAAUUCAAGACUAUCUCUAUCAAAAGACUGGUCAAAGAACUGUUCCAAACGUGUUUAUUGGUGGAAAGCAUAUCGGAGGAAAUUCCGACGUUCAAGCUCUGGGUGGAAAGAAGGCUGACCAAAUGAUUCAAGGAGUUAAGUUGUGA
Brettanomyces nanus is the source of this 312-nucleotide messenger RNA. RefSeq lists its product as uncharacterized. Gene Ontology annotation, biological process: cellular response to oxidative stress. The coding region runs from base 1 to 312 and encodes 103 amino acids. The record is from RefSeq and is a predicted model, not a curated record. NCBI's taxonomy places the organism in Eukaryota, Fungi, Ascomycota, Pichiomycetes, Pichiales, Pichiaceae. The transcript has a single exon. Gene Ontology annotation, molecular function: glutathione disulfide oxidoreductase activity. Gene Ontology annotation, cellular component: nucleus; cytoplasm.